Echinostoma caproni is the source of this 645-nucleotide messenger RNA. NCBI's taxonomy places the organism in Eukaryota, Metazoa, Platyhelminthes, Trematoda, Plagiorchiida, Echinostomatidae. The record is from the annotation of a GenBank genome assembly.
AUGAAUUCCAAUUUCUCCACUGACUCACCUGAUUCCAAUCCCGAUUCGACUACUCCCAUGAGCCAGACUACCGUGUCAGUCCCGGCCGGUGGCUCUGUCAUGCCUACUACCGGAGCGUCAAGUUCGCCCAGUCUAUUUUCCACGGGGACACCAUUUCGAAACGCAACACUCGCGCGUCAACCAUCAUUUGAUCAUGGCGGUGAAGGUCGUCUAUCAUCAACUCAAGUCAAGCAACGCUUGAAAACACACGUGUUGAAUCGACGCAAACAGAGUUCAGGAAGCACCGGUUCCAGUGUCGGCAGUCGGCAUCGUCGUAGUGAUGAUCGAUUCGUUCUAGGCUCCCAUCUGAACACUUCACAAGGUUCGGAACCAAAUCCAGCUUCUACGAACUAUCGAGGAGGAGGAGGAGGUGGAGGAUUUUGGGACAGUAACGAUUCGGCCAAUUCAUUUGAUUCAGACUGGAAUGAACCAAUGACUGGUGGUAAGUCUGAACACUCGAUGUAUAACAAAUCAACCGAUAGUCCAUUUGUUGUACCAUUAGAAAUGAUGAUCGUUCUGAUAGGGAAGCCACUCAUCUAUGCUGAUAAAAAAGUUGAAUGGUUGACUACGAAUCAGCAGCUCUGCUAUGAGUCCGUGUGUAGAUGA